AUGCCUCUCCCCAAGGCGCUGUCAUCGUUGAUGGCGCGUCUGCCUUCGCUCAACCACCAAGGAGUCAAGGAUGAUGCCACCGUUGAGAUAACGACUGCCACCUUGCUGGCCCGCACACUUCUGGAGCGCAGUACGCAUCUGCUUAAGCCUCGUCUUGUGCCUCCCACUUACAUUAAAUUGCACCUGGAUCAUCGUGUUGUCGUGGACGCAACCGCAUUCCAUAAGAUCGCCCCUAUUGAGACGCUCAAGGAACUGACUAUCACGCUCCCUGACGCUAUUGCUAAGAUCUCUCCUACCGCGUUCAUGGCUCUAGGCAAUGUUGUUAAUCUUCGCACCCUGAAGAUCAUCCCCCUUGGUAAGAUCAGUUGCGAUGUCUCUGUCGUCAAUCUUGUGAUGCUGGAGAGGCAGUGGAAGGGAAUGGAUUGUCAGAUUGUCAGAUUGUUGGACACUGUCCGGUUCGCUACGGUUAAGCGUGCAUGUCAGAAGGAAGACCAGGGCGAGAUUGUUAAGAUCGAGCCCAAGGAGGUCAAGGGUGAGGGGGUCAAGUCACCUAACAGGAUGGGUCUGCGCAAGAAGCUCGUCAAGCACUUGCAGCAGAGUCUACGUCGCAGGCUCUUCGCCGCCCACACCUCAGAGCCUCCAAGCCACUGCUGUCUCCAUGGUAGAGAUUCAUGA
Aureobasidium pullulans EXF-150 is the source of this 675-nucleotide messenger RNA. RefSeq lists its product as uncharacterized. The record is from RefSeq and is a predicted model, not a curated record. Lineage: Eukaryota; Fungi; Ascomycota; Dothideomycetes; Dothideales; Saccotheciaceae. Bases 1 to 675 code for a protein of 224 amino acids. The transcript is spliced from 4 exons.